AUGUCUGAUGAGGAAUUCGAAAGUUUUGAUGUGAAUGAUAGAGAUAUCGAAUACGCUUUGAAUCCGGGGAGGAAUCGGCGCCAAACAAAAGAUGAUCAAAUCUAUGGUAAGUUAACUUUAUGCCCAUCUUUUAUUUUUAGGUAUAUGGGCUGAGAAGGAUGAAGAGGAGCAGGCGAGGCCCUCGUUCGGGAAGACUAAGCCACUAAAAUUUACGAAUUUUGUGAGUGGUGGGAUUAGUGUUGGAAGUAAGAUGGAUAAACAAGAAGAGGACGAGGAAGACGACGAGCCCACUCCAUCAACGUCGGGUAUCAAAAACAAGGAUGAUUAUGUUGAAGUUUCGGUGUUUCAAACCAAGAAGAAGACUGCGUUUGCUUCUGCCAAAGGGUUGGUUAGAUGCGAUUAAAAUAUUAUUUUUUAGUGGAGGGUUUGCUGGGACAAGAUCAUCCGAAGCAGCGCCGUCAUGGACAGCAUCCUCGGGGAAGGCAUCUGUCAUUAUGAACAUGAUGAAGGUGGGUUGAAAAGGCUUUUUUGAGAUUCUGGUUUAGAAAAUGGGAUACGAGCAUGGAAAAGGCCUGGGAUCGAACAAACAGGGCAUUGUGGAGCCGGUUGUGGCCAAUGUGAGGAAAGGAAGAGGAGCGGUUGGAGCUUACGGUGCUGAGCAAAAGGGCCCCAAGUUUGGAGGUGAGUUUUUUCAAUAUUUUUUUUAUUUUUGGUUUAGAAUCCGCUGCUGAUGCGCAAAAAAGGUCGGAUGACAGUGUUGAGAUCAUCGAGGAGGAAGUUGUCGUCGGUGACACCUGGAAGAAGACCAAGAAAGCACGAGUGAAGUAUCGAACGUUGAACGAAGUCAUCUCCGACGGCUCCAUCGAAUCCCCAGCCAUCGUCGCACCCAAGAUGAAGAUAAUUGAUAUGACAGGGCCGCAGGAACGGACUUACGACGACAUUCAUUCGUAUCAUAGACGCAAACCCCUGAAGGAGUCGAACAAACGGCCGUUCUUCGAUGUGCCCGCGUUGACGGAGAACCUGAACACGCUUCUUUCCUCCUGCGAACAGGAGAUUUUGAACACCCAUAGUCAUCUGGAAGAGUUGAAAAAGAAAAAUAAGAUUGUUGAGAACGAUCAAAACAAACUGAAGGUUGAUAUUAAGGAAAAUGAAGAGGAAAUGAGACGGUUGGAUGAGGUUAUUCACCUUGUCAAACAGUAAGCGCUCAGUUGGGGGAAAAAUUGGGGAAACUGAGAAAUAUGAUUUUUCUUGCGUGUAAAUUUUGAAAUGACGAUAAAUGAGGCGAGUUCAAAAAUUAUAUUCGUUUUUUUUUUGAUUGUUACUUUUUUUCUUAAGUAGUACUGUAAAGUAGUAAUUUUUCAAAUUUUUUUACAAAUAUCUUGAUUUAGGGGUUUUUGAUAGUGCUGAUUUCGAAAAUGACCUUCAUUUUUUCUGAUCGUUUCUUUUUUUCUUAAAUAGUAUUGUAAAGUAGUUAUUUUUUGAAUUUUUUCCACAAAUACUCGACUUCGGGGUUUUUGGUGGUGCUGAUUUCAAGUCAAAAUAUAAAAAUGAAUGUCAUUUUCGAAAUCAGCACUAUCAUAAACCCCUAAAUCGAGUGUUUGUUGAAAAAAUUGGAAAAAUUACUACUUUAAAGUACUACUUAAGAAAAAAAAAAGUAACGGUCAGAAAAAAUGAAUGUCAUUUUUGAAAUCAGCACUGUCGAAAACCACUAGGUCGGGUGUUUGUUGAAAAAAUUUGAAAAAUUACUGCUUUACAGUACUACUUAAGAAAAAAAGUAACGAUCAGAAAAAACGAGUAUGUUUUUUGAACUCAACGCCCUCGAUUAACGUCAUUUCAAAAUUUAAAUGCAAGAAAAAUAAUAUUUCUCAGUUUCACCAAUUGUGGCUUCAUGUAAAAAACUGAAUUUUUUUUAUAGAUUUGAUCAUGUGGAACAUGGAGUGGAGCCGUUAGAACACUACAAACGCCUUUUCUACCAGCUGAAUGCGGAAUAUUCGGCCGAAUCGAAGCUUUUCAAUAUCGAAGCGGUCAUCCAAUUCAAGGUCCUGCCCAUGGUAAGUGCAAUAUACGAUUUGUAUUCUGUCUUUAGAUCACUCGCUUCUUCUCCCGCUGGGACCCGUUGGACCCGGAGAUGAACCUGUACGGCUACGAUGAGAUGCUGGACUGGAAAAAGCUUCUGUCCAUGGGGAAUCGGGGCGUCUUGGAGGAGAACAAGCACGAGAACCGCGCGAUCCCCACCUUCGAUCUGCUCCUCUGGGAGGGAUGGAUGCCCCAGAUGCGAAGAGCGGUCCUCCGAUGGGACGCACGCACCAAUUCGCCCCAAAUGAACUCCGUUCUGGCCUCGUGGUCGUCGCUGUUGCCGCCCUGGAUGGUGGACAACAUGUUUGAUCAGUUGAUCCUGCCCAAGAUUGAGGAAAAGGUCGCCGAAUGGAACCCAGUGACGGAUGAGAUCCCGCUCGACGAAUGGCUGAUCCCGUGGAACGAAAUGCUCGGCCAUCGACUGCUCGAUGUCUACAGUAAUGUCCGACAGAAAAUGGGCAUUGCGCUGAGAAGGUGGAUCCCCACCGACUUGUCGUAGGUUUUGUUUUUCACGUUGAAUCUUGUAUUCUAGAAAAAAAAUUUUUUUUUAAUGGUUGUUGGGCAGAAAGAUCCGGAAAAAUUUUUUCGAUCUACAAUGGAACCUGAAGAAAAAAGUGAAAUGCACGGUGCAAGAUGGCGUUUGUACCUUUUUUUCGCGGCGUUUUCACGACAUCUGGAACCUUUUCCCACGCUUGUCGCCAACGCACAGUGCAUUUUUUCUUUUCGCGCAAUGCAAACUCCAAAGAAAGUCGUUUGCACUGUGCAGAUUUUUGAGGAAAGCCGCGGCGGAUCGCACAGUGCAUCUCGAACCCGUUUUUUCCCACGCUUGCCGCCAACGCACAGUGCAAACCACAAAAAAGCCGUUUGCACUGUGCGGUUCCGCCGCGCGCGCCGCGGCUUUGCUCAAAAUUUGCACAGUGCAAACGGCUUUUUUAUGUUUUGCACUGUGCGCAAAAAAGAAAAUGCGCUGUGCGUUGACGACAAGCGUGGGAAAAAGUUCAAAAUUCACCAUGCGAAAGCGAAAAAAUGUCUAUGGACUUUGUGAAAAUACUAAUGCUCGUUCUUCAGAGCGCUGACGGUGAUUAAGCCCUGGGGCAAAGUGUUCAGCAAGAAACACAUGAGAGAUUUCUUGGAUGCCAACAUUGUCCCGAAGCUCGAAUCCAGCUUGUUCAACAUGAAUAUCAAUCCUUUGCAGAACAAGGUAAGCAUUUUUUAUUUUACUUUUUCAUCAUGACUCUUUUUUUGCAGAAGUACGAGGAAUUCAAUGUGUUGCUGGCCUGGAGAGGGCUACUUCAAGAUGACGUCAUUUGCCGCAUCCUAACCAGAAACUUUUUCUCAAGGGUAUGUUUGAUUGCCGAAUAAUUUACUUGUUUAGUGGUACAAUUUAUUGUUCGAUUGGUUGCAAGUCCCGGGAGAUCCGGGCAUUAUUGUGCCGGAAGUCGCGAAUUAUUACCGAGAAUGGAAAGGAAGAGUACCCCAGGAGCUGCAUCAGUGGCCUCCAAUUCAGAGUAAGGAAAAGUUGAUAUUGUCAGUGUGUCGGGAAAAUAAUGAGCUUUAUCAGUGUGUCGGGAAAAUAAUAAGAACUCUGUCGCAUCGAAAAUCGCAUCACCGCCGAGAAAAUGAAUUGUGUCUUGUCGCUGAAGUGAAAAGCAAUUUGAUUUUGCCGCGACGCAAUUCAUUUUCUCGCCGGCGAUGCGAUUUUCGAUCCGACAGAGUGCUCAUUAUUUUUCCGACGGACUGAUUGUCCGCCAGAAAUGCUGCCAGUUUUUUUUUUUUUGCGUUUACACUGCGCAGAAAAAAUUAGGGUGCGAGCGACAGCCCAAAAAAAGCCUAUUGCACGGUGCAAAAAGCAAGAAAUUGCACAGUGCGAAGAGAACUUUUGUUUUCGCACAGUGCGUGUCGCCGAUUAGUGAUUUCCGCGACAUGCACUGUGCGAAAACAAAAGUUCACUUUGCACUGUGCAAUUUUUGGCUUUUUGCACAGUGCAAUAGGCUUUUUUGGGUUAUCGCUCGCACCCUGACUUUUUCUGCACAGUGCAAACGCCAAAAAUCAUUCCAGCGACUUGACGAACUGACUUUUUUGCUUUUGAUUUUUUUUUGUGAUUUGACUUUUUUAGCCGAAUUCGCCCGAGCCGUGAAGGCGUUGGGUCAGGCCAAGCGCGGCGAGCCCUUGAUCAAACUGGCCAGCUACGAAGACUUCUCCGCUUCCCAAUUCGCACAGCCUCAGCGAACAUACGACGAACCGGUGGUGGACACAAAUUCUGUCACUAUCAACCAAAGAACUCUUCGAGGCCAUAUUGAACAGAUCGCCAGAGAGCGAGGACUGGUUUUCGUCCCGAUCAAAUCAGAACAAGGACGGCAGAUCUACAACCUAGGCAGCAGGAACAUUUAUUUCGACAGUACCGCCAUAUUUUGUAUGGACAAUGUGACCAGAGAUUGGAUGCCCGUUUCCAUUCCUCAGCUCCUUCAAAUGGAUCUAUGA
This is a messenger RNA of Bursaphelenchus xylophilus (pine wood nematode), 4557 nucleotides long. Lineage: Eukaryota; Metazoa; Nematoda; Chromadorea; Rhabditida; Aphelenchoididae. The record is from the annotation of a GenBank genome assembly.